Strongylus vulgaris is the source of this 3960-nucleotide messenger RNA. NCBI's taxonomy places the organism in Eukaryota, Metazoa, Nematoda, Chromadorea, Rhabditida, Strongylidae. The record is from the annotation of a GenBank genome assembly.
AUGAUAUACGCAGAAGCGCCAAAAUCUGAUUCAGACAUCCAUUUGGGAGAAACUGUAGCAGUCAUUGGCGGUGGCGGUGCAAUAGGUUCUACUUACGUCGAGAUGCUAAGGAAAAUAACAGGUGUAACCAACGUUGUGAUACUCAGUCGGAAAUACGGUAACCUCAAUACUAUAAUCCACGCAGCUGGUGAGGCAACCACAAAAUCACUGGAGAAGACAGUCCCAGAUAUGCUCAAAGUGCUGCUUCCAAAAGUCGCUGGACUCACGAAUAUACUUGAUUAUCUCAAAAAUAAUAAAUUAAAACUUGAAAAUUUGAUCAUGGCAUCAUCGCUAAGCAGCAUAGUAGCUCUGCAAGGAACUGACGAUUAUGCUGCAGCUAAUAUUUUCAUGGAUGCGCUAGCACUAAACGGAGAUCCCCAUGUGAAUAGAAUUCUCUCAGUACAGUGGCCCGCAUGGAAGAGUGCAGGUAUGGCUGCAACAUUUGGGCACAACGAGCUGCAUUCUAUGCUGAUGAGAACUGCAAUUUCUCCACAAAUUGCGAGACAAGCAGUGAGAGAAACUCUAGGCUUUGCUGGCGUUGUGGCACAUUCCCUGAUAUCACCGCUAGAGAUGCGUGAGCUGAUCGAGAAGGCACAGCUCACUGGAGAACGAGUAAAGGUUUCAGAAAAUAGUUCUAAGAAAAAUGAGUCAUUGAAAGAAAAAGUCGCUUGCAUUUGGAGAGAAGUGCUAGGUGUUGAAGUUCAAAACGAUACGGACUUCUUUGACAACGGCGGAAAUUCAUUGAGUGCCCUAAGGGUAGUCUGGACUCUCAACACAAUGUUGAAGAUAGACAUAACAGUGGCUACGCUCUUCAAAUAUCCUCUAUUCCAAGAUUUUGUUAGCAUAUUACCCUGCCAAACCUCACCAGUCAAAGUAGACCCUUUUGAUAGGACCUUACCAGCAGAAUUAACAUACUCGCAAGAGAACAUGUUCCUAUUGAGACAUCUAGAAAAAGGCCCACAAUAUAAUAUUCUAUUCGCUAUUUAUUUUCGUAAAACAACUAAGAAAUUCUCAAAGGAAACGCUGACUCACUCAAUCCAUUCCCUCAUAGCUCGACAACACUCUCUUCGUACGUGUUUCUGCCAGAAGACGGAAACGUCCACCAGUUAUCAGACUGUACUGUCCCUCACUGAAAGCUAUCAGAACUUAUCCUGCAUAGACGUCAAACCGUUAGAUCACGAACAAAUCAUUGAAGAAGAACGAAACUACGAAUUCAAUCUGGAAAAGGUGCCACUAAGAGUGCGAUUGAAUCAGAUUAACAACGACUACGUGGUUCUAUUCAAUCAGCAUCACAUUUUGACGGACGGAUGGUCGAUAACAGUGCUGGCACAAGAGCUGAACAGUAUCUACACCAUGUAUUGGAGGUCAAAAAAGGAAAGAGUACAGCCGAUUCCCUACUCCGUUUGUGAAUAUGCACAGUGGCAGCGAAAGAAUUUGGACUUCUCGAAAGAACUUGAGGAGCUGAAGUCUCAGUUAUUAGGAAGAGAGGCGACAGCACUCCCUCAGAAAUCAGUAGGUGAAAAAUCGCGCGACUUUAAGAAACUAGUCCAAAUCCUUCCUGAUCCAUUGGCUCAUUGCCUGUCGAAAAUGGCCAAGACCUACCACACUACGGAAUUCGUGAUAGCUCUUUCAGCUUUUGUUUUCACACUGCGAAAAUUGAAAGCGAACAGCCAAGAUGACUCAAUUGUUUUGAAAGCAAAUAGCCAAGAUGACUCAAUUGUUGUGGGUUGCCCGGUCCUAGGUCGAAGCGAAAAGGUAAAAGAUCUUAUAGGCUAUUUUCUCAACAACAUUGUCGUUUCCCUAGAUGUGCGGCUUGACGAUAGCCUAGAAAAUGUCAUUUUGUCAGUGAAAAAGGCAACAGCAGACACGCGAAGAUUUGAACAUGUUCCCUUCCACAAGCUUGUCGCAAAAUUGAAUCCUAAACGUCAGUUGAAUGAGCAUCCUGUAUUCCAGAUCUUCUUCAACUAUCGCCAUGAACUUGACUUCCCUAGAGUCGAGAUUCCAAACGCAAAGGUGAAAAUCAAUCAACUUUCCAUGAAUAAAAUUUUCAACCUUUCAAUCUCAUUUGAUGAGACUUCCAAUGGAACAAGAAUAAUGAUGGAGUACAACUCUUCAAAAUACUAUGUUGAAACUAUCCGAUUACUUAUGAAGAAUAUGCUAAGAAACUUCAUAAUGAGGGACAAUCUUCAAGACAUCCAGACACAGAAUCGCGUUGACUACCCAAUUUGCGUAUCAUCAGGUGACGACGUUGUCGCAUUGGAAAUGGAUACUGGAGAUGCUCCGGAGGUGAUCCUAGCAAUGCAUCAAAUUGGAGUUGGAUAUGCGCCUAUAGAUCCUACUUGGCCUAAAUUGAGGAAAGCACAGAUUUUAGAAAGAACUCCAGUUAUUCUUAAUGUUUCGAAGGACACUUUAACUCAUAUCUCGCAAAAAUCUUCAAAGAGAAAAAGAUUCAAGUUCAAUAGGAUUUCAGCUGAUGAUAUUGCUUACAUAAUCCAUACAAGUGGCUCUACAGGUCCGCCUAAGGGAGUUGUAUUGAGUCAUAAGAACCUAAGUUCAUUCCUACGCGGAGCUACGAGACAAACUUUGAUGAGACCAGGUUACCGCAUCUCUAAUUCGGUGAAUAUAGUCUUCGAUGUGAGUGUUAUGAACAUUUUCGCAUCUUGUGUAAAUGCUUGUGAACUCUGCAUCCACGACAAUGUGCGAUAUGCACCUUUUGAAGUGAAGGAACUGCAAUGCGAUUUUGCCUUCUUUACUUCUGCCACAUUCAACGCACUGACCAUCGAGGACCUACAAAGAAUGACCUCAUUAGAAAAGCUUUUUGUUGGAGGCGAGUCGGUAAAUGACAGAAUUUUAAGCAAGGCCCUCGAAUUAGGCAUUGACGUUACGCAAAUCUAUGGACCUACAGAAGAUACUGUAUGGUCUCUCACGAACAGAUGCAAGCUUCUUAAAAAUGAAGGUUCUUUGAUUGGAACGCCGAUGUUAAACGAGACCUGUUCAACAAAAGCAAACGUGUAUGAGGGAGAACUGGUUCUAGAAGGUUCGAAAAUAGCUCGUGGGUACAUCAACGACCCUGAGAAUAAGCAGUUCUAUAUUGAAAACGGGAAGAGAUGCUACUCUACUGGGGAUAUAGUAAAAUAUGAACGCUACGGUUUUACGUUUAAAGGUCGCAUUGAUGAUCAAAUCAAAAUUCGAGGACAUAGAAUCGAAGCAAAGGAGGUAGAACGUGCUAUUCUCGUCUCAUCUCCUGAAGUUUCCGAAGCAUACAAAUUGAUAGACGUGAAAGAAGUGAACGAAAAUGACAGCUUCUUCUCGCUAGGAGGACAUUCGUUACUGCUAUUUGAUUUGAAGAAGCGGAUUUUCGACAAAUUCAAAGUAACCAUUGACGUACACGAGCUAUUCGCUAACGUAACCAUUGCUGAUUUGGCCAAGCUCAUUACAACUAAGAGGCAGAUGAGAAACUUUGAUGUUGAUACCUCAAUCAUAAUCAAGCUUCGCGAAACUUCUCAGGGUAAACUCAAUGCUUACUUUAUUCAUGCAAUUGGAGGAUCUAUAUUUCCUUAUCAUGCUUUCCUCCACUUAUUGCCGAAGGAGAUAAAUAUCUAUGCCAUAGAGUAUAAACUGCAUUUCACUGCAACUUCCUUGAAAGAACUCGCAGCAUUUUAUGCCAAAGCGGUAUCUGCACACACUAAGAAUAUUCCUGCAUUCUUAAUGGGCCACUCAUUGGGAGGACUUCUUAGCCGUGAAAUGGUUGAAGAGAUGAAACUGUGGGGCAAGGAGGUUCCAUUUGUGGUCAUGUUCGAUACAUGGUAUAUACAGCCUGAAACCCUAAACAUUGAAAAAGUAAUGGCUUUCGCAGAGUUACGACCUGACUCCGUCAAUGUCUCGGUCGAUUACAGGAAAUGGUAUGGAUCGUUACUCUGA